GCCGGGGAACGCAGGCACCAAGGGACGGGAUGGCGGGAGGGUACAGCUUGCCUUCUGGGGCCAGAGUUGAGUUGGUGAAGAGGUCCGGCUCGUCAUGAAACAACGAAAAGGCCAGGGGCCUGGGGGCGGCGGUGGGCGCAGGAAAAGAGAUUCCUCCAUAGGUUUGAGUGACAUUUCACCAUCUACAAGUCUACCACCUCUGGUUGAAGGUCAGCUACGUUGCUUUCUAAAACUCACAGUUAAUAAAGUCAUAUGGAAGAUUGCAAAGCCUCCUACUUGUGUACUUGUACGAGUGAGGUGGUGGGGAGAAACAUCAGAUGGUACUCUCUUUUGUCCCCGGGAUGCAUUGCAAACUGAACCAAAAGCUGUGAGAACUACUACACGUUAUGCUAUUCGCUGUGGUCCAAAACAAUUUACUUCUUACUUAACAGAUAUGGCUGUGCUGGUGCUGGAAGUAAUCACCAAACUUGAUCAUCUUCCAAUUGGUAAAGUUCAGAUCAGUGGACUAGCUCAGCUUUCUCCAACCCAUCAAAUCAAUGGAUUUUUUACCAUUGUUUCACCAACGUCUAAGAAACUUGGAGAACUUCAGGUUUCACUUGCCUUGGAGCCUCUAUCAGAAACUUACAAAAGCUACAAUCCUCUUCCUAUCACUGACAUGGCAGAAAAUGUGCUUUUACCUAAGCAGGGAUCCAGAGAGAAUACUGAAUCCAGCCAAACCCAGUUUCUGAUUCCAUCAAGGUCCCAUGGGGUACCUACCCUCAAAAAUGAUGGAAAAGAAUUAGGAGCCAACAGUAGUAGAUCAACCACACCAAGGGGAAAGGACCACUUGUACUUUGUAGAGAACUCUGAUACAAUAAAGGAUUCUUUCUUUGGACUACAGCACCAUCUUAAUUCAGGACAGAGUUUAGAGUCUGUAACUAUAAAAGGCAAAGCACCACGGAAGCAGAUGUCUCUUCACAACAGUUCUGAAUUUCAGCCUCAAAUUAGAUCAGUUGCCAAGAGUCAUAGUGACUCCUGCAUUCUUUCUUCAAACAACCCCCCUACCAAGGACCUUCUUUCAGUUCUGUUAGAACAAGGUAACAAACUACGCAAUGCCAUGGUGAUUUCUGCAAUGAAAUCAAGCCCAGAUACUAGCAUGUUGUUGGACAAAAUUCAUCCUCCAAUAAAGGAAGAUUCUCUUAGACCAUCAACCCAAAUCAGAGUGUUGUCUAAGAAUCAAGUUGAAGAUCAUGUCCUUCCUUCAACUGAGGAUACAUUUUGGAAACAUGACACAAAAGUUGAUACCAGAGCUAUACAGUUGCUAUUAGGCAGUGCUGAAUUAUCCCGAGGUCAUUUCUGGAAUGGGUUAGGCUCCCCUCCAGAUUCCCCUUCCCCUGGGAGUGAUGUGUACUGCAGCAGUGAGCUAAACGACCCGCAGUAUGACCAGAGUCUCCUGGAGAACUUAUUUUACACAGCACCUAAAUCCGAUACUAGUAUCAGUGAUUUCCCCAGUGAAGAUGAUGAUGUUGUCCCUUCUAAAAAUAUGAACCAGUCAAAAGCUCUUGGCAGAUCUUCUGAAGUCCUGGAGUUAAGUGAUCAGAAGCUAAAGAAGAAGGCACCAGGCAAGAAAAAUAGAAAUUUGGUUGAACAACAGAUGCUCUCUGAAACUCCAGAAGAUACCCAAGUGACGACCUUAAGUGUGGAUAGACUGGCCCUUCUGGGAAGAAUACAUUCAGUCAGAAUGUUCAUCGAAACAAUGGGAGUUCCUCCAGAUAGUCCCCAGGUGACCCCUGGCAAAAAAAGCCUUACUGGGAGACCACCUAAGCUAACAAUAGCUAAAAAACGCACUUUCUUUGUGGAAUAUCACUUUCCUGUGGGUUUUUCCAAAAGUGGAUUGGAAAAGACGGCUUUGAUCACUGAAGUUGUUCGACUUGCCUCCAGUAAAAUUACAGAUGGAAUGGUGAAAUUCCAGCAGCGAUUUGUAUUUCCAAUACAGUUUGGUGGCCCCAUGAUAGAACACUGGUGGAAUUCUAACCUCACUUUCCAAAUUUAUGCAAAGAAAAUGCCACAGAAAAAGCCAGAAGUCAUUGGAUCUGCAGCUCUUCCUUUGCGAGCUGUCAUUCAGUCAGAGUUGCUUUCUUUCAGUGACCACCUUCCAGUGCAACAGGAAAAUGGUCAAACUCCAAUUGGCCCCCUAAAGGUAACCAUGGAGCUUGUUAUAGAUAAUAAGAAUUUCACUGGUGUCAAUUCCAAGUUAAAUAGCAGCAUCCAAUAUACCCCAUUUUGUGCUUCCACAAAUCCAGAUAAGAUACUGCCAGAACCCAACCAAGAUACUACCUAUACCAAAAAUUCACAGACUCUAACUCAAAUUCUAGAGGAAACUACAAAGGAAGCACAGAAUUUGGUGCUUCCCAACCCAAAGUCACCAAGCUCUAUAGUACCAAAUUCUUCAACCUCCAUGGCUGUACCAACCUCUCAUGAUUUAGUCAAUCAGACAGAUAUGUCAACAAAAGAAAAUGCUUUGCUGUUGCAUGUGCUAUUAAUGGUGCCAGAUGGGAAAGAUUUUAUUACUGGAGAAUCUGAGAAACAAUCACCAUGCAAUGUGUAUUUAAAUUGCAAACUCUUCAGCACAGAAGAAGUCAGUAGAUCUAUCACUGUAUGGGGUACAACACAACCAGUCUUUAACUUUUCUCAGGUGAUUCCUGUCUCUCUGUCUUCCAAGUACCUGGAAAGGCUUAAGAACAAUGUGAUGGUAAUUGAAACUUGGAACAAGGUGCGAAGCCCAGGACAGGACAAGCUUCUCGGGCUGGUGAAACUCCCUCUCCAUCAGUUUUACAUGUCAUUCAAAGAUCCCAAGAUUUCUCGCCUGCUUCUCGAUGCCAAGUACCCAGUUGUUGCUGUUGACAGCUAUAUGCCUGUGAUUGAUGUGUUCUCAGGCCACCAAAAUGGGAGUCUUCGAGUCUUUUUAGCCAUGGGUUCUUCAGAUCAGAUUAUUGCACUGCAGCGAUUAAAGAAAGAAGAAGGAAUACUCCCUCCCUUCAGCCCUAGGCCAGCCCAUUUCCUGGACCAGCCUUCUGUUGCAUCUGUUGCUCUGGCAGAGGACCAAGGAAAUGGAUUGAUGGAGCACCACUUUGAAUUCCAUAUAGAAAUGGUUAAAGGUCUAGUCCCGCUUCAGACAACAGUCUGGGGAGAAGCAGAUUGUUAUGUCCAGUAUUACUUUCCAUUUCAAGACUCCCAGUCCAGUGUGCUCAAAGGACCUGAAUUCCUUGAAAAUGGAAUUUCUCUGAAGUCCUUCAGAACUGCAACCACACUCUGCAUUCCAGAUCCCAUCUUUAAUAGUGAGCAUCAUCACUCUCUCCUGUUACCAACUGAAGUUCCAGUACAAAGGCUCCUACUAAGUGUCUUCUCUGCACAGGGCCUUGUGCCUGGAGGUGGAGUCCAGUUUGAAAUCUGGUGCAGGUACUAUUAUCCUAAUGUGAGAGACCAGAUGGUCGCCAAAGGAAUCUUGCCAUUGUCAAGGAUCUGUGCCAUGGUAACCAUGCAGCACCGUGAGGAUGUGGGAAUACAGACCUUUAAUCUCCCUUUAACCUCCAGGUUUGAGAACAGGAAGGAUUUGAGGAAUCAGUUAUCAGGUUUACUAGAUGUGGGCCUAAGGUAUAGACGAAGUUCAAGAACAACAGAGGGAGUUCUUGCUGCCCGAACUGUCUCCAUCUCAGUCCAGAUUAUCAGAGCCUGUGGUCUGCAAGCAGCAGCCAAGGCUUUGGCUGAGCAAGAUCCCGCUCUACAGUUUAGUGCCACAGUUGGAGUCAAUGCCUCUGUCACCACUCAUCUCUCGUUCUUGCCCAAAGGAGAACAGCGUAGAACCCGCCCUGUGGCCUGUUCCUUCUGUCCUGAGUUCUCCCACCACAUAGAGUUCCCAUGUAACUUGGUCACUCAGUAUUCUAGUGGAGAGGCCUGUUUCCUAGCAGAACAAUUAGAGUUUGCAGAAAUUAUUUUUGGUAUUUAUCAUGAAAAUACCAAGUCAGUCAGUAGUAUAGCCAGUAUCCAGUCAUGCAAAGAGUAUCUGCUUGGAGUAGUAAAGAUUCCAACCAAAGAGCUGCUGGUCAAGAGAUCUGGAAUCACAGGGUGGUAUCCUGUCAUUUUACCAGAAGAUGGAGACCUGCCUCACGGUUUGGAGCUUUUACAGAAGAUUGUGGGUGGUCUGGAACUUUCAGUUUCCUUCACCCAUCCUGGAGAUAGAGAACGGGUAUUAGAAGCUGCUGAGUUGAUAGGAUGGAACUUUGAGAAUAGCCUGAAGGAUCUUGUCAAGAUGGAUGAAGAGGAGCCAGCCACUGUCACCAUCUCCACCCCAAGACUAUGGCUGCCCAUGCAUUGCGUGCUGCUUGCUGGCCACACACGCAUUCAUAAGAGCACAUAUUGCUACCUUCGCUAUAAGCUCUAUGAUCAUGAAGCCUUCUGGACUCCUCUCAAGAAGCCUAAAGAAUCUGCAGUCAAAAAUCAGGUCAUGGUUACUUUCCAGGCAUCCAAAAGAGCAGAAGUAAUUCGGGGCCCUUCACUGCUUUGGUACUUCAGGGAAGAGAGGCUAGAGAUCCAAGUAUGGAGAGCUUAUGGCAAUGAUAGUGUAGAGAGGCCCCACCAGACGGACAGCUGGAUUGGCUCAGCCUACGUGGACUUAGCCAGACUUGGGGAGAGGUCAGCAAGGACACUAACUAUCAGUGGUGUGUAUCCUCUCUUUGGACGUAAUGCUUCCAAUCUCUCAGGAGCUGCCUUGCGAGUUCAUGUGGUUCUUUCCUCUCUUUCUCCACACACUGAGCCCACUCAUGAACUGGACUCUGUGGACUGCAGUAGUCACAGUGAGUCUGAGCAGCUCUCCAGAAGGAAUGAUGAAAUCCAGCUCUCUCCACCUGGUGGCCACCAAAAGUCUGCCUCCACCCAGGUCCCCUGCAACAGCACCACCUCUGAAGUCUGCCUGGCCCAGGAGGACCCUGCUGAGUUGGAAAGAACUUUUGCAGUCAGUAUCCUGGUAGAAAGAGCAAUGCACUUGAGCUUGAAAGGGAGCCCCUUGACAGAGCGAAAAGUAUCAAUACCCAGUUGUUGUGUAUCCUUUGCAACAGCUGAUGAGCCAUCUCCUGUAUACACCCAAGUGAUUGAAAACACAGAUUCUCCCAUCUGGAAUUUUCAACAGCAGUCAAGGCUAUCAAAAGAGCUGCUUCUGGACCCACAGCAAACCCUGGUCUUCAAAGUUUGGCAUAAAGGAGAUGAAGAGAGGGUGAUUGGCUUUGCCUCGGUGGACCUCUCCCCAUUGCUGUCUGGCUUCCAGUUCAUCUGUGGCUGGUAUAACAUCACAGACUUCAGUGGAGAGUGCCAGGGGCAGAUAAAAGUUGCUAUCUCCCCUUUGGAGAGUUUGAUACACUUCAAAGAAGAAAGACAAGCAAGGCGUGGGGUGGAGACCCCAGGAACACUGAUCCCAAUAUAUAAUACCUUUUCCUUCCCUGCCUCUGAUAUGUAUGCUGCAUUCCCCAGCCGUAUUGUAGAACAUAUCCAGGACCAGCUUGUUCACACCUCUUCAAAGGAACUUGAUUUCUCCUCUCCUGGGAAAAGUGGUACCACAAGAAGCCUGGCAACACGCCAUGAAGAGCAUGUGCAGAACAUCCGCCGAUUUCAUGAAUCCCUACAGCAAGGAGAGGCAAUCUUGACAAGUGAUGACAAACUGACCACAUCGCCUUUGUCCUCCCACACCUCCAUUCUGACUUCUCUCAGGAAGAAUCUGAGUGAGCUAGAUCAGAUCCAGAAGUACUUCAGCCAGAAGCUCACCAAACCUUUUCUGCCUCUGAGCCCUCACACUCAUACUGCCAUCUUGCAGAGCCAGGAGAACCAUGGGGACCAUAUUGGGCCAGAAGCCAGCACCCUAGACCCUGAGAGCCAGUGUAUCCUGGAAAAAUCCAACAACCUGGUGGUACAAGUCAGCUCCUUAAUCUCAGAUCUGCAGACUAUCACCAGGAAUUCUCAAGCAGCUUUGACUUCUCACCGAGCCAGGAGUAGAAGCAGAGAGGUCACCACAGUCCCAGAUGCUCAACACAUAGAAGCCACACAAGAACAAAGCACAACUCCAAACAAGACAUUGGCAAGAGCUGCGGCUGAAGGCACAAAUUCCCCAUCUCCUCCUGCUCUUGAAGUGACCUCAAAUGGAGGAGGAAUGUUCCAUGAGUCCCUGGGAAAUAUGGUACCCAUUAGAAGUGAGGAUACUGAGGCGGACCCACUCUACAGUGAUGAGGACUACGAAGAAGACAUUAUUGAGCCCAGGACCCUAAAUGAGAUAACCACUGUGACAGACAAAACUAGCCCUUGGUCCAGUUUUAUGUCAGACACAAGUGAGGUCAUCAGCCCUCAGCCUCAUGAGGUACAGAAGGAAGGCCCCUCCUGUCCUUCUCCAGAGCCUUCCCCUAGAGCAGAGGAGAUUAAGGUCAGAAGUAGCUUUCUGUCUAGCCCAGAAAAAGCCAUCAACUCUCUGCCAAGGCAGGGUUCUUCUACUCAAGGUGUUGCUUAUGAAGAUAGGGACUCUAAGACAGGGGUUGAACAGUCUAACUUAACCAGCCCUCACCUUUUCCCACAUCUGAAGUGCUCAGGAAUCCAACAGAGCAAUACUUUUGUUGGAUGCAGCUCAUCACAGGCAAAUCAGGACAAGGAGCCUGAGCCAGAGGCCCAGGCUGAGGAUGGAGCUGCCUCCAGUGAGCUCAGUGACUCUACUGAUAGCUUUGAGAAGUUGUCUGUACACAUAGCCUCCCAGAGCAAAAGGGAAGAUAAGGAGCCACGCAUUCACUGUGCUGACAUCAGGCAGAAGCAGGUGACAACUGGAUCAGAGGUGUCCACAAAGAAGAGCCUUCUCCCAGAGCCUGUUGUGGUGCCCAACUUCUUUUUGCCUCCCCAGCAGUUGGAGGCCUCCCUGCGGUUGCUCUCACACUCUGCAGCUUUGCCACCACCAGUCACAACAAACGAGGACAAGAGUGAAGCCACCAGGGGAGCCCUCUCCCAGAGGCCUUGUCGCCCCAGACCUAACUCAAUCCCUCCCAACCUGCCUGAGGAAGAAACUCGCAGGAUUGCUCGGAUAUUCUCUUCCCAGUUCUCCCAGAAAGACUGAUGCAGCCUGAGUGAUGAAGGGAAGGAGCCACCUGCCACCCUCCCUCAGCCUUAUCCACUUUGCAAGAGGUACCAGGUCUGUUUCCCCUGGGGCUGGCUCAGCUCUGAAACUACCACCAGCCUAGUCCGUGGACUUAUUCUGGAGGAGUGUUCCAAACCAGCCCAGCGUCCACCUUCUAGUACUCCAAUUUCGUCCUCUGUGGUGAAGCGAAGACUAGAAACAAAACGGAUUCCAGCACCUGAGUAGCCCACUCAUCUUUUGACCAAGGGACCCAAGCAGGCAUCUUCAAUGGAGAAACUCCUCCUAGUGUCCUCCUGCUGACUGCUGACCUGAGCCCACCUCUAUGGAAUAGGAUAGGCCAUUUUUGCCUUAAAGAUUGGAGCCUGGGGAGGGGUGUGUAGUUUGUAUGCAUCACAUGUAACUGAGGAAAUCUUAGGGCCAGCUCCAGUUCAUUUGCUUGGGAAUAAGGGUAUUUUAUAGAAAUAAAUUAUUUUUAUGCUGUGUUGAGUUAAUAAUAGGAAAGGAAGGGGAAAUCACCUCCUUUAAACUGUUUAUCUGAUUGUCUGAAAUUCUAACCAUGCUUUUAAGUUAUUGUUUUUACUCAGAUCUGAGGUCAUUGUUCCCACUUUAUUUGAAUAUAAUCAUUUUGAUGUUUGUA
Messenger RNA from Marmota flaviventris (yellow-bellied marmot), 7775 nucleotides. RefSeq names its product C2 domain containing 3 centriole elongation regulator (gene C2cd3). The record is from RefSeq and is a predicted model, not a curated record. NCBI's taxonomy places the organism in Eukaryota, Metazoa, Chordata, Mammalia, Rodentia, Sciuridae. Gene Ontology annotation, biological process: protein localization to centrosome; cilium assembly; centriole elongation. Gene Ontology annotation, cellular component: centriole; centriolar satellite; microtubule organizing center.